Daldinia childiae is the source of this 441-nucleotide messenger RNA. RefSeq names its product Coactosin. Bases 1 to 441 code for a protein of 146 amino acids. Lineage: Eukaryota; Fungi; Ascomycota; Sordariomycetes; Xylariales; Hypoxylaceae. The transcript has a single exon. Gene Ontology annotation, molecular function: actin filament binding. Gene Ontology annotation, cellular component: plasma membrane; actin filament; site of polarized growth. Gene Ontology annotation, biological process: regulation of actin filament polymerization. The record is from RefSeq and is a predicted model, not a curated record.
AUGUCCGGUAUCGACUCCCCCGACGUCCUAGCAGCAUACGACGCAGUACGCUCGGACAAGGACGCGACGAACUGGCUGCUACUCUCGUAUGCGAGUGCCGUAGGCGACAAGUUGGUACUCUCGGGAACCGGCAGCGGGGGACUAUCGGAGGUGGUAUCGAAGCUAGACGACUCCCAAGUCAAUUACGCGUACGUGCGAGUCGAAUACAACAACGAUUCGGAGAGCAAGCGUGUCAAGUUCAUACUCAUCGUAUGGAUCGGAGAAAGCGUCAAGGUGAUGCGUAAAGCCCGCGUAUCCAUAGAGAGUUCAAACGUGAAGAAGGUGUUGUCGCAUCACUCUAUAACAGUCGACGCCCGUGAUCGAGGUGACCUUGACGAGAAGGAUAUCGUGACUAGGCUACGGAGAGCUGGAGGUGCUGAUUACAACGGCGGAAGAGGCUAA